CAGUAGUCUCGUGUUUCAACUCUCUCUUUACUUCUCUCUCUCCAUCCCUCCUUCCCCUAUCUCUCCCUCACUCUCUCUCUCUCUCGCCCCCUCCCCGCAUACUCUCUCUCUUUUUUCCUCUCUCUCCUGUAUUCUCUCUCCUCUUUGCUUGUUGACAUUGUUGAGAUUAUUCACUCAUAACUCAGAGGACCCAACAUCCUAGCUGAGUCCAGACUGGAGCCAUGGCUCCAGAGAAGGAAAGCAAUGGUCUCGAAAACUACGCAUUUGCUAUUGAUGGGCGUUUCUGUGAUCUGGAGAAGGAUGGCGAGGGCUCCGGCCCCUCUGAGGAGGACGACAAGAACCGACUGGCUUACUGUGUCACAGACGUCCCACCCUGGUACCUAUGCAUCAUCCUGGGCAUCCAGCAUUGCCUGACAGCGUUUGGAGGGAUCAUCGCCAUCCCUCUGAUCCUGUCUCAGGGUCUGUGUCUGCAGCACGACAGCCUGACCCAGGGUCACCUCAUCAGCACCAUCUUCUUUGUGUCAGGCGUGUGCACCCUGCUGCAGGUCACCUUUGGAAUCAGACUGCCCAUUCUUCAGGGGGGUACUUUCACCUUGCUGGCUCCCUCCAUGGCCAUGCUGUCGAUGCCAGAAUGGACGUGCCCUGCCUGGACCCAGAACGCUUCCAUGGUCAACACCACCUCUCCUGAGUAUGUAGAGGUGUGGCAGAGCCGCAUGCGAGCGCUGCAGGGCUCCAUUAUGGUGGGCUCCUUGUUCCAGGUCCUGGUGGGUUUCUCUGGCCUCAUCGGUCUCUUCAUGCGUUUCAUUGGCCCCCUCACCAUCGCACCCACCAUCUCUCUGAUUGGCCUGUCCCUCUACGACUCAGCUGGAAUUAAUGCAGGGAACCACUGGGGCAUCUCAACUAUGACGACUGCUCUGAUCAUCCUGUUCUCCCAGUACCUCCGACACAUCCCUGUACCAUUCCCCACAUACAGCAAGACCAAGAAACUCCACACCUCCAAGAUCUACAUCUUCCAGAUUCUACCAGUGCUCCUUGGCAUCACACUGUCAUGGCUGAUCUGCUACAUCUUCACCAUCUCUGAUGUCCUGCCCUCACAGCCGGAGCAGUACGGCUACCUGGCUCGCACAGACCUGAAGGGGGAUGUCAUAGUCCAGGCCCCCUGGUUCAGAUUCCCAUAUCCAUGUCAGUGGGGCUUACCAACUGUGAGCCUGGCGGGAGUGGUAGGGAUCUUGGCUGGGGUGAUAUCCUCCAUGAUAGAGUCGGUGGGGGACUACCACGCCUGUGCCAGGCUGUCAGGGGCCCCUCCUCCACCCAAGCAUGCCAUCAACAGGGGCAUUGGCAUCGAGGGGCUUGGCUGUCUGCUGGCUGGAGCCUGGGGCACGGGCAACGGAACCACCUCCUACAGUGAGAAUGUGGGAGCAUUGGGGAUCACCAAGGUUGGCAGUCGAAUGGUGAUCGUUGCUGGUGGCGUCUUGCUGAUCAUCAUGGGACUGUUUGGUAAAAUUGGGGCCAUUUUCACCACCAUCCCCACACCUGUGGUUGGAGGAAUGUUCUUGGUCAUGUUUGGCGUCAUAUCUGCAGCUGGAGUUUCAAAUCUGCAGUAUGCAGACAUGAACUCCUCCCGGAACAUUUUUAUCUUUGGAUUUUCCAUGUUUUCCGGGCUGGUUAUUCCAAACUGGAUAUUCAAGAACCCAGAUGCCAUAGCAACAGGUGUGGUCGAGCUGGACCAACUGCUGCAGGUGCUUCUGACAACCAGCAUGUUUGUUGGAGGCUUCUUUGGGUUCUUCCUUGACAACACCAUUCCUGGAACCAAGCGGGAGCGGGGCAUCAUAGCCUGGAACAAGAUCCACCUGAACGACUCCAGCAACACCUUGGAGAGCAGCGAGGUGUACAACCUUCCAUUUGGAAUCAGCUCUUGCCUCUCCUCCUACACCUGGGUUCGAUAUGUGCCGUUCCUCCCUCUGAAUGCACCCAGCUCACAGGACAAGCCCGGGGUGGACUCUUCGGAGACCCACAAGCAGCCUGGGAAGCCAGAGCCCUCACAUAUCAUCAGAUCAGUGGCCUUAUGAACACAGAGCAAGCCCAGACUCUGGCUAAAACAACAAGAAGAACAAUAACAAAGGCAGCUCUCGUGACAUGGACCUCCUGUCCUGCUCUGAAGACACUGUAAAAGAACACUAUCCAUACUUAUUUAAUCAGACAUUUUCUACUCACUUAUUGGCCAAAAUCAGAUCAGCAGUAACACGUGUUAGCCAACAAACGCAUAGCUUUUCAUUGCUUUUGUUUAGGCAGUGUCGGAGGUGUAACUGCAUUAGAGCGGUAAUAAUCCACAAGCGGCUCCUGGCGUUACCUAUCACAGACGUUGCCAUUGGAUGCACCCAGUAGCAUUAGUAGAAAUCACAUGCAGCCACGUUACAAGUUCAAACACUGGAAUGUGUGAUGUAAUGUACAUCUUGUUUAGCUUGAUAUAAAUCCCUAUUAUGUUGUUUAAUGAUUUUAAACGUGUGUCAUUAUUUCUAUAUAGCCUACACUUUCUCAUUCUAAACUUUUAACAUGGGUAGGAUAUAAGGACAGGUGUGGUUUCGUGACAAUGACUACAACAGCAGCUGCUAUACAAUUUGACAGCUCUAAUGCAGAUAGACACGGCCCCAAAAAAAGCAAUGAAAAGCUAUGAAAAGCCAUGCGUUUGUCGGCUAACGAGGGUUACCGCUGAUUUUUUGCUGUGAAACAUUCUUUCAAAGCUUGGAAAUGUUGUACAUUGUUAAUAAAAAUACAAAAAUCGGUGGAACUUGUAUUUAAUGAUAACACAAUGUAUAAGAACUGUAUACGAAUUUUACUAAAAUUGGUGCUUUUUAAAGAAAUAUCUAGAUUUUUUUAAAAUUAAUGUAAACAUACUGAUUUCUCCGCAUUUCCAAGUUGGUUCAGGGUAACACUAGGAAUAAACCUUUAAAAACGUUUUAAAUAAAUCAAAGAAAUGUAUUGUAAAAAACAGCAAUAUGAUUAAAGUAUAUCUCAGAAACUGUAAUUUUGAGUCCGUGUGAUACGAUAGUACUCAGGGGUUGCCAAGAAAAUCAUGCUGAAACACUGUACCUAUAAUGAUUAAUAGAAAAUGAGAUAAAUUCCUUCUCCAAUAGAUACCUGGAAAUAAAGCCAAUGACAUGUAUCAGUAUAGUAUCA
Molecule: messenger RNA, 3177 nt
Organism: Coregonus clupeaformis (lake whitefish)
Lineage: Eukaryota; Metazoa; Chordata; Actinopteri; Salmoniformes; Salmonidae
Product: solute carrier family 23 member 1-like
Exons: 12
Coding region: 222-2069 (615 amino acids)
Biological process (GO): transmembrane transport
Cellular component (GO): membrane
Molecular function (GO): transmembrane transporter activity
Source: RefSeq, a predicted model, not a curated record